CAAAUUCUCGUCCCGAAAUUCUAUCUACCGAGUACUCAUCAUGGGUUUUGUGGAGACGUUUCAGUUGAACGGAGUUCAUAUCGAAACAACUGUAACAAGUACGCAGCAAGAUAUUGACGACAUUCUAUGGUCUUUCUUACGCCCCGAAAAUCAUAACGGAUCAAAGGUUAUCGGAUUUGAUGUCGAGCUGUCAAUGUAUGAAAAUAAGGUAUCAGAAAAUGAAACCCGUGAUGGUUCGGAAUGUGCAACUCUCCAUCUAUGUAACGGGCAAUCGUGCCUUAUUAUUCAGCUCCCGUAUUUAGAUUCAAUUCCCACUUCGUUGCUUAAUUUUCUUCGGCUUCCAGAUUUUACUUUUGUGGGUGUUGGUAUCAAUCAUAAUUUGGUUAAGCUUGAAAAGGAGUAUGGAAUUACAUGCAGAAAUGCUGUGGAGCUUGGACCUUUGGCUGCUACUCUCAUGAAAAUGCCGCGGUUGAGUUUUUGUGGCGUGGAUGAACUUGCUUUUGUAGUUAAUGACUUUAAUCUUAGGAAUUAUAGGCCUUUAACAACGCUGUAUAAGGAUUGGGGUCAAAGUAAUUUUGGGAAAAAGCUGGCUAAACUUGCUACUAUUAAUGUUUACUCUUAUUAUAUGAUUGGGAACACAUUGCUUGAUUAGUACUAAUAGUUAAUCAAGUUUUCCCUUACCU
This is a messenger RNA of Vicia villosa (hairy vetch), 683 nucleotides long. Its product is annotated as protein RISC-INTERACTING CLEARING 3'-5' EXORIBONUCLEASE 2-like. Gene Ontology annotation, molecular function: 3'-5' exonuclease activity; nucleic acid binding. The record is from RefSeq and is a predicted model, not a curated record. Bases 41 to 652 code for a protein of 203 amino acids. Gene Ontology annotation, cellular component: cytoplasm; nucleus. NCBI's taxonomy places the organism in Eukaryota, Viridiplantae, Streptophyta, Magnoliopsida, Fabales, Fabaceae. The transcript has a single exon.